This is a messenger RNA of Diversispora eburnea, 136 nucleotides long. NCBI's taxonomy places the organism in Eukaryota, Fungi, Glomeromycota, Glomeromycetes, Diversisporales, Diversisporaceae. The record is from the annotation of a GenBank genome assembly.
AAAUAUGGAUACAUGUAUAAGACCACUAGACCACGUUUAUAUCAAAACUUGAGAAAUCAAGUAGGUAUGAGAACUGAAUAUUCAGAUGCAGUUAAAAGAAAUGUACCUACAAUUAGAAGAAAUACUGGUUUAAUAA